AUGGGUUGUGGAAUGAGCACAGAGGAGAAGGAGGGCAAGGCCCGAAACGAGGAGAUUGAGAAUCAGCUGAAACGGGACAAGAUGAUGCAGCGCAACGAGAUCAAGAUGCUGUUGCUCGGUGCUGGUGAAUCUGGCAAGUCUACGAUUCUCAAGCAGAUGAAGCUUAUUCAUGAAGGUGGUUACUCUCGUGAUGAGCGAGAGUCUUUCAAGGAGAUUAUCUUCAGCAACACUGUUCAAUCGAUGCGAGUCAUCCUUGAGGCCAUGGAGUCCCUUGAGCUGCCUCUGGAGGACCAGCGAAUGGAAUACCAUGUCCAGACUAUCUUCAUGCAACCCGCCCAGAUCGAAGGGGAAGUUUUGCCUCCUGAGGUUGGUGGUGCUAUCGAGGCCCUAUGGAAAGACCGUGGUGUCGAAGAGUGCUUCAAGCGAUCACGAGAAUACCAGCUCAACGACUCUGCGAGAUACUAUUUCGAUAACAUCACUCGCAUUGCAGCUCCGGAUUAUAUGCCCAACGACCAGGACGUUCUGCGAUCACGAGUCAAGACUACUGGUAUCACCGAGACUACUUUCAUCAUUGGCGACUUGACGUACCGCAUGUUCGAUGUCGGUGGUCAACGAUCAGAGCGAAAGAAGUGGAUUCAUUGCUUUGAGAACGUUACCACGAUUCUGUUUCUUGUCGCCAUUUCUGAGUAUGAUCAGCUGUUGUUUGAAGAUGAGACUGUCAACCGUAUGCAGGAGGCUUUGACACUGUUCGAUUCUAUCUGUAAUUCAAGGUGGUUCAUCAAGACGUCAAUCAUCUUGUUCCUCAACAAGAUCGAUCGUUUCAAGGAGAAGCUACCCGUCAGCCCGAUGAAGAACUAUUUCCCCGACUAUGAGGGUGGUGAUGACUAUGCUGCGGCUUGCGACUACAUCCUCAACCGAUUUGUCAGCUUGAACCAGCAUGAGACCAAGCAAAUUUAUACUCACUUCACCUGCGCCACCGACACUACUCAGAUCCGCUUCGUGAUGGCGGCUGUCAAUGACAUCAUCAUCCAGGAGAACCUUAGAUUGUGUGGUUUGAUCUAA
This is a messenger RNA of Metarhizium acridum CQMa 102, 1062 nucleotides long. RefSeq names its product guanine nucleotide-binding protein subunit alpha. NCBI's taxonomy places the organism in Eukaryota, Fungi, Ascomycota, Sordariomycetes, Hypocreales, Clavicipitaceae. The record is from RefSeq and is a predicted model, not a curated record. Gene Ontology annotation, cellular component: heterotrimeric G-protein complex. Gene Ontology annotation, molecular function: G protein-coupled receptor binding; GTPase activity; G-protein beta/gamma-subunit complex binding. Gene Ontology annotation, biological process: G protein-coupled receptor signaling pathway.